UUCUGUGUUUUCAACGGAGAGAGAGCCAAGAAGAAAAAUGGCGUCGGUUGGCUACCCAGAGCGGGACACCGGCCAUUCUCAUUAAGCCUUCCGCCCCUAAAUUGAUACCGUGAGCUGGUGGGAACUUCUCGGGAACUUUCGCAUGAGCCGUUUGUGUCCGCUUUCUUAGUUUUUCUUCGUUGCGCGUGGCGUCUCGCGGCUCCGAGAUUGAAGCGGAACAGAAGGGGCGCUCUCCUACAAUGAGGGGGAGAAGAGGAAGGCCGCCCAAACUGGCAGCAGGGAUGCGGGAAGGCUCACCCGUGCCAGCCCGUGGCUCUCGGAGUGGAAGGAGCCGAGGGAUGCGGGGACGAGGACGGGGCAGAGGACGGGGUCGUGGACGCGGCUUAACCGACGGCGGUUGUGUCACCGGCUCCGCCGAGCUGGAUACGGAAAUAUCAGGCCCGGACAACUUUAAUUUGUCCCGGGGCCGCAAGAAAGUUGGAGCCGCCACCUCGGAGGCGAGCGCGGCAUCGCGGGGCAGAGGAGGCAGAGGGAGAAGCAGGGGGUCGAGAGGCGGCCGCGGCAGUAGAGGCGGAGUGAGGCGGCCUCCGAUGAAGGUGGUUUACGACGACAACAGCGACGAGGAGGACGACAAUUUAAGCUACCGAUCGGAGGAAGACGAACUCCUCAACGACAACCCCUCUUCGGAUCUGGAAGAAGAAGAAGAAGAGGCCUUGGAAAACGACUCGGACUAUUUGGAGGAACCACCAGAUGAAGAUGAGGAUGAUGGCAGCUACUGCACCGAGAGUAGUACCAGGAGCCAAAGCUCGACCGGGAGCACCCCAGGUCGACGAAGGAGUCGAGUGGUGCAACCGCAGUCUCCUGCUUUCGAGGCACAAGACAUUCCACCCUUGGAGCUUCCCAAGUCCUCGGAGGAUCUUCUGGUUCCUACCUCACAGCUACUCAACGUGUCUGCUGUGUACGAGGUUCUCCGCAACUUUGGCACAGUGCUUCGGCUUUCUCCUUUCCGUUUUGAGGAUUUCUGCGCAGCGGUUGCCAGCCAGGAGCAGUGCACGCUCCUGGCAGAGACUCAUAUCUCCCUUCUCAAGGCUAUACUUAGAGAGGAGGACACUUCGAACACUACGUUCGGGCCAGCCGAUGUGAAGGAUUCUGUCAAUUCCACACUUUAUUUUGUGGACGGUAUGACGUGGCCUGAGGUCUUACGGGCAUACUGUGAAAGUGACCCGGAAUAUCGACACAUUCUCCCGUUCCAAGAAGGAGAGGAUUACCCGUUUGAACCCUUGGAGAGCAAAAUUAAAGUUCUUCAGUUUCUAGUGGACCAGUUUCUUGCGACUAACAUAGCCAGGGAGGAGCUCAUGUCAGAAGGUGUUGUAGCUUAUGAUGACCAUUGCCGGGUGUGCCAUCGCCUGGGCGACCUGCUGUGCUGCGAGACCUGUGCAGCCGUUUACCAUCUCGAGUGUGUGAAGCCGCCACUGCAGGAAGUGCCGGAGGACGAGUGGCAGUGUGAGGUGUGUGUCGCGCACAAAGUGCCAGGAGUGGCAGACUGCAUCCCCGAAAUACAGAAGACCAGACCCUUCCUUCGGCAGCUGCCAGUCGGAUAUGACCGACACAGUCGAAAAUACUGGUUCCUGAACCGUCGCGUUGUCGUAGAAGAAGAUGGCGAGCAGGAGAAUAAAACAAUUUGGUACUACAGUACGAAGGUCCAGCUAGCUGAGCUCAUAGGAUGCUUAGAUAAGGAAUACUGGGAGGCUGAUCUUUAUGCUGCCCUCGAGGAAAUUCGGGAUGAAGUUCAUGCACACAUGGACAUCACAGAAGACCUUACCAACAAGGCUCGGGGCAACAACAGGUGUUUCCUCAAUGUUGCCAAUGAGGAGAUCCUGGAGCGUCUGCGAGCCAAGAAGGAGGAAGAGCUAGCGGAAGUAAAAAGACAGGCAGCUGAGGAGGCCCUUAAAGCUCGUCUAGAGCAGGAGAAGGAGGACGUAGAUGUUGAAAAAAAUGCUAAUGAAGACGCCAAGCUUGAUGAAGAACAGCAAGUUGUAAGCGUCAAAGAAGAGAACACCAAUGAGGAGUGCAAGCAGACAAUUGAAGAUACAGAAGGAGAGAAAAAGGAUGUCAAAACUGAAGCGGAACAACUACCAUCAGACUCUGCUCCUCUUAGUGGUGAUGGUGUUCCAAGUCUCAGCCAUCCCAACCAGAUUGUUGAGGAGAACAGUAAUAGCAGCAUGGGCCUGAUGGUCCCACCCAGGGGCCCUGAACCUCCAGACCUGGCUGACAAGUCCUCCCAGUCAUCCCUGGCAAGCUUCGAAGACACAGGAGAUGGGAAAGAUUCUAGCAACGGUGAAUGUCCAAGUGGAAAGAAGUCAUCUGCUACUCGUAUGGUGACCCGCCUGAGGAACCCAGAGAGCAAGUUGAGCCAGAUGAAGAGCCAGCAGGUGGCAGCUGCCCUUCAUGAGGCCAACAAGGGCUUCAAGGAAGGAAAAGAGAUCCUUGUAGUGAAUGCACAAGGUGACAUUACCCGUGUCAGCACACGCAGUAAGGACGUGGUGAUGAAAGGGACGCUCUGCCAAUACUUCAAGCUCGGUCAGGAGGGCAAAUAUCGUGUCUACCAUAACCAGUACAGUACAAACACCCUGGCCCUCAAUAAGCACCAGCACAGAGAGGAUCACGACAAAAGGCGGCAUCUCUCCCACAAGUUCUGCAUGACUCCAGCAGGGGAAUUCAAGUGGAAUGGGUCCAUCCACGGUUCCAAGCUUAUAACUAUCUCUACAAUAAGGCUGACUAUUAUCCAAUUGGAAAACAAUGUUCCAUCACCAUUCAUGCACCAUAACUGGGCCUCACACAGGACCAAUUGGAUCAAAGCAGUACAAAUGUGCAGUAAGGCCAGGGAGUUUGCCCUGGCUCUGGCCAUCAUGGAGUGUGCAAUCAAACCUGUGGCAACCAUGCCAGUCUGGAAGGAUUCACUUGGCCACACCAGGUUAAACCGCAUGACCUCCAUGGAGCGUGAGGAGAAAGAGAAGGUAAAAAAAAGGGAAAGGAAGUUGGAGGAAGAAGAGACGAUGCAACAGGCUACAUGGGUCAAAUACACUUUUCCAGUUAAACACCAGGUAUGGAAACAGAAAGGCGAGGAGUAUCGUGUUACAGGUUAUGGCGGCUGGAGUUGGAUCAGUAAGACCUAUGUCCAGAGGUUUCUGCCGAGACUUCCUGGCAACACCAAUGCCAACUACCGCAAAGAACUUGAAGAUGCUAAACUUGGCCUAAAGUGCACCCUUUUGGACUUGAGUCGACGACCGAGUAUCCAUGCACCUGAAACUCAGGGAGUCUCUGGCUUGAACAGUGAUACACCAGACAAAGAUUCAUCUUCAGCUUCCAAACCCUCUCAAGACAAUCAGUUGCUAGACGAUGUUUUGGCAUCUAGUGAAAAGAUUGAAGAGGAAAAGAAAGAAGCUGAUUGUAAAACAGAAAAAUCUGAGGAAUUGCCUGUUGACCACUUACCUGCCAAGAGGGAGUUGGAUUCCACUAACUUGAAAUCGGAUGAUGAACAAAUGUCCAGUAUUAAGGAGGAGUCUGUGAAGGAGGAGGAAAUUACAGAUGACCCCCUUCGUCCUUUUAACUACGAUGUGGUGGAUGUCAGUAAGGGCUUCAACACUCGCAUUCCAUACAAGAAAAAGGUAAAGUCCUCCAAACUCGACGGUCUGCUGGAGCGGCGUGUGAAGCAGCAUACGAUGGAGGAGAAGACAAAGAGUGUGUCUGCAUUCAAACCCAAGAGCACUCCACCUCUUUCACCCGCCUCUUCAACACCACCGGCCACCCCAGUCCGACCACGGUCACCGCUGAAGCCCCAGUCGCUGACUCAGACACAGCUCAAAGUGGUCGAAGCUGUGACAGAGGAUCAAAAAUUUUGCACAAUUCCAAUUUCUAGGCCUGCAGACGCAGGAAUUGAAGGUAACAGUCAGGCUGUCAUCUCAAUAACCACGGAUGAUGUAGCUGCUCGACUUUCAUCUGUUCCUGAUCCAACACUCAAAGACAGUUGCAGUUCUGUUUCAGAAAGAGAUUCUUCUUCACCACAUAAACAAACCAUUACAUUGUCACAGGAAUUGAAAGUAGAUUCUGUAGAAAGGACUACGGGGCCAAAAGAUUGCUCUACAGAGCAACAAAAAGACAGUUCUUGCUUAGACGCCACUAAUGAUGGACUUAUUGAAAAUAUUGGGUCUGAGGUGCCUAACACGGACUCCUUUAGAAAGGUGGACUCAGUAAGGACACAUACAAAUAUUGUUGACCAAAUAAACAGUGAGAAUUCACCCCUCCCGAAAACUUCACAGAAAAGCCCGGAGACAUUAAGCUCAGUAGACGUAACCACUGAGAUAAAUGGCACAGUGCCUGAGGAAAACCAGGACAAUAUGCAGGAUGCCGAUGAGUCAAGUUCUCCUGUUUCAGUUUCUCCUCUCCCUCAGAUAAAUGGUAAGGACGGUUUAGGGUCUGAGGUCGAGCUGAGAAACUCUGUGGUAAGUCCAAAUAAUAAUGUUAUAACGAACAAAACCAAGGUGAACAGCAUUGGUCAAGUAGAGAAUGAAGGCAUAAACUCACAGCAAAAGCUUUUGGUAAAUGGAGAUUUGGUUCUUAUGAACAAAAGUGCACAUGGAGCAGAAAAAGAACAGACCCCUUCAGAAUCAUUUGAGAGCAACAUAAUGACACCAGGUCAAGAUUACCAACCACCUGUGAAAAUAUCAAAACUGGACAACAAUAUUGAUUCAUUUGAAUCUCAUAUCCCGAGCACUUUGCGGCUCAACAGCUCAUUUGGAUGUAAAACCAGCCCUGUUGUUAAGAUCAUCAGAAUGGCACCUUCGCCAAUACCUUCAACGGAAGAGUCCAGUUUAAGUGACGAGUUUGCAGAGAACAGUGACCGGGAGACGGCAACACCAUUGAAGACGCUUGUCAGCGAGGGAACAACCAGGGCGUUGGCAACGGAAAGCGCCGUCUCCACCCUCACGACCAUGACCAAAAGAACCUUGACUAAAAUCUCUUCGUCCAGUUCUUUAGAAGACAGCCAGAAUGAGAGACUGGCUCAACGGGAGGACUCCCUUUCACCCUCCACCAAUAAAUCAAUAACUGAAACCAGUAGUACAAAUUCUGCAUCACGCGCAGAUAUAUUUCAGGAAGACUCAACAACCAGGGGCCGAGUACGCCUCCGCAAAUUUUCCCGCACCAAAAAGGUGCGCUCGGACACCGCACUUCCUUCUUAUCGUAAGUUUCUCACCAAGAGCAACCGCAAGAGCAUUUUUGUGUUGCCGCACGACAACUUGAAGGUGUUAGCGAGGAGGGGCGGAUUCCGUGAAGUGCCAGUCUUUAACUAUAACGCCAAGCCAGCCCAGGAUAUUUGGCCGUAUCCUUCCCCAAGACCCACAUUUGGCAUCACUUGGAGGUAUCGCUUGCAAACAGUGAACACUUUGGCUGGUGUGAGUCUGAUGCUUCGACUGCUCUGGGCCUGUUUGAGAUGGGAUGACAUGGCUGUAAAGCCAUCUGCAGCCGUUGGUACUACACGGACAGAGACGUCAGACACAGAAAUCACUACCACAGAGAUCAUCAAGCGGCGUGACGUGGGACCCUACGGCAUACGCUCGGAAUACUGCAUCCGCAAAAUUAUUUGCCCACUUGGAGCUCCUGAGACCCCCAAAGAAACCCACACCCCGCAGAGGAAAGGGCUGCGCUCCAGUGCCUUGCGUCCCAAGAAACCCGAACCUCCCAAGCAGACGGGCCCCGUUGUGAUUGAGACAUGGGUUGCUGAGGAGGAGCUAGACCUUUGGGAGAUCAGAGCUUUUUCAGAGAGGGUCGAGAAAGAAAAAGCUCAAGCAGCCGAACAAGCCAAGAAACGUCAGGAGCAGAAGCCAGGCUCGGUCACGGUCACUCCAACGGGAACUCCCGCAACACCGGCUGCGACGCCUAAGGUCAUGGUGGCUUCACUGACAGGCCAGGGAACUCCGAGCGCCAAGGUGGUGCUGUCUUCAAAGAUGGGAACGCCUGUCAAAUAUCAGCAGACCAAGAACUUCCAGCAGUCGUUUGCCACGUGGAUAAAGCAGAGUCAAAACUCACCAGACACCACGGUGACCACGACUGGUGGACACACAUUUCAAAUUACAGGAACCACAGUGGGUGGGAAGGUACUGACCACCAAGCUGCCUCUUCCAGCCAACAGCAAGCUCAUCACGGUCAACAUGGCAACUUCCCAAGGAGGUGCCAUGCAACAGAAGGUGUUGGGUAUCAUCCCCUCUGGUACAACGGGUAGUGCUCAGACCUUUAUCAAAUUGCCUCGCACUACACCUGUGAACAUCAGGCCCAAUAUCCCAGGCACACAACAGCCGAUCCGGCCUGGUGUAACAACGAUUCGAACCCCAAUGCAGCAGGGCGGGCCUAUGGGAAAGACAAUAAUUAGAACACCACUUGUAGUCCAACAAGGUCAGAAUGGCCAACAAGUUGUAAGUCAAAUCUUACAAGGCCAGACAGUGUCCACUUCAGUUUCUGGAGCCAGCCCCGUCGCCACGGUUACGGGCCAGGGCCAAGCAAGCCCUGCUACAGCUGGAAUGACAUCCGGCCAGGUUAAACUCAACAUCGCACAGCUAACCCAGAAGCAGCAGGCUGGCUCAGGUGUUGGUGGCUCCCACCAGGCUCUGACAGUGAUGAUUCAAGGUCAAGGUCAGACCACCGGCCAGCUUCAGGUCAUACCUCACGGAGUCACGGUCAUUCCGGGUCCCGGCCAGCAGCUCAUGCAGGCCACCUUGCCCAAUGGCCAGAUGCAGCGGUUCUUAUUCACACCCCCUGCCGCAGUGGCAACAACUGCGCCAAGCGCAGCCACCACACCGUCCAACCAGCCCAACUCUGACUCGACAAAAACACCGGCCCAGCCUGCUCAAGUGGCAGCUGCUCCAGUGCAGCCAGGGGCAGCAACCCUGGCUACCACCAGCACCCAUUCGGCAUCCACUCCACAAGGGCAGUUACCCUCACAGACGCAAGCCCACAUGCCUAUUCAAUCUCCCACCUCGUUGCAAGUGACAACACAGGGUGGAACGGCACAACUGCAACUGCAGCAGAACCCCCAAAUCAUCAUGUCUGGACUGCAGCAGCAGGUCCAGGUCUUGGCCCAGCUGCAGGCUCAGCAAAGUGGCACAUCAUUACCACAACACUUCAAACUUCAGCUUCCUGUUCAGAUACAGCAAACUGGCCUCACUUCGGGACAGGGAGGACAGAUGGGGAAUGUUGUGACCAUUCAGGCUGCUUCCGUACAAGAGCAGCUGCAGAGGAUCCAGCAGCUCCGAGAGCAACAACAGCAGAAGAAGAAACAAGCUGCAGAAGCCAAAAAAGAGCAAGCCCUCAACUCUGUAAGCCAGAAGGACAUCAUUCAAAAGCAGGUUGUGAUGAAGCAGAACGCUUUCAUCGAAUAUCUGAAGCAGAAGAAGACGCUUACACCUGAGGAGAGAGAAGAGAAUCAGAGAAUGAUUGUAUGCAAUCAGGUCAUGAAGUUCCUCCUAGACCGAAUAGACAGAGAUGAGAGGCAGGAGGCCAAGAAGAAGAAGAAGGAGGAACAAGUAGAGUCCAAGAAGAGGUUGGCCACCGCCAAUAAGCUCGCCUCACUUCUUUACCGCCACAAAGAGAGCCUGAAGACAGAGAUCUUGAAGAAACGAGUGCUUCUUGAUCAGCAGCUCCAUCUAGAGGCCCAGGAGGAACUAAAGAAGGACCUCUUAAAGAUACGGAGGGAGAAGGAAAGGGCAGCAGCGCAGAAAGCUGCACAAGCGGCAGCCGCCGCUGCUGCAGCAGCUGCCGCCGCCGCCUCUCAAAGCCAAGACCAACACGUUCAAGCACGCAUACACAACAUAACCACUCAGCAGCACCACGUCACUGCCGUCACACCGACACACAAGAGGAAACGCGAUGAGGAAAGGGAGAGUGCAACGUCCGCUAAAUCCAAGAAGAAGAAGAUGAUCUCUACCACUAGUACCAAGGAGACCAAGAAGGACACCAAGCUCUACUGUAUCUGCAAGACGCCGUAUGAUGAGACAAAGUUCUACAUCGGCUGCGACCUGUGUACAAACUGGUAUCAUGGCGAGUGUGUGGGAAUCACAGAGAAAGCUGCUAAGGAUAUGGAUGACUACAUAUGUUUGGAGUGUAAACAGGGCCACAAGAACACCAAAGAGGAGCUCUACUGCAUCUGUCAGACGCCAUAUGAUGAAUCCCAGUUCUACAUAGGUUGCGAUCGAUGUCAGAACUGGUACCACGGUCGCUGUGUGGGCAUCCUGCAGAGUGAAGCAAACCACAUCGACGAAUACGUCUGCCCGCAGUGCCAGUCAACAGAAGACGCCAUGACGGUCCUCACGCCGCUCACUGAAAAAGACCUUGAAGGCCUGCGGAGAAUCCUGCGCUCCUUAACAGCACACAAAAUGGCAUGGCCAUUCCUAGAACCAGUGGACACAAGUGACGCCCCUGACUACUAUAAAGUUAUCAAGGAACCAAUGGACCUUUCCACCAUGGAAGAGAGGUUACAGAAGCGCAAGUACGUCAGGCUAACAGAGUUUGUAGCAGACAUGACCAAAAUCUUCGACAACUGCCGCUAUUACAACCCAAGCGACUCGCCCUUCUACCAGUGUGCCGAGGUUCUGGAGAGCUUCUUUGUCCAGAAGCUCAAAGGCUUCAAAGCUAGCAGGUCUCAUAACAACAAACUACAAUCAGCAGCCUCUUAGCGUUCUUAAAAAAAGAUAGAAGUAAGAUACAGAUGACUGUUUGAUUUUUUUUAAAAAAUCUUCCACACUCCCAACUUUUCCUGCAUCUCAUGAGCCGAGGUCACUUCCAGAUGAAAAUCCCCCCCUUAUUUGGAUAAACGCUCCAGCGCCGCCACUGCAAAGAAAUGGGAAGUGGAUUAUUGAGACCUCCAAGGUGCCAGCUGAAGAUGGUGAUAAACGUUCCACCUUCAGACCAGUGCGGGCCAGUGGAAACAUCCAGUUGCCAAAGAAGCCAAUCAGCACAACCACUUAGGUUGGUCACUCAGACAGCCAUGGUGCUUCGAUGAGAAUUUGGAAGGAAACGGUGCAAAAUGUUCAACACUUAGGUCACUAAAGUAUAUAGUUUAGGUGCCUUCACUUUGUUUCCCUCGCGAGCUAAUUUUCAAACGACCAACCCAACACGAUCUACCUUACAUACAGUAUAAAACUUUAAAUAUCUCUUACAUUGGCUCCUCCACUAAUACUUAAACUGGUUUACCUGUCUGGAGGAAGUAUGAAUGGACUGCCGGCAUUCAACGUGAUGAGCACCUCUGCUCUAGACCAGUGGUCCCCAGCCUUUUUUGCACCACGGACCGUUGUGAUAUGGGCCUUUGUUUUUUACGGACUGGCAAGGUGUGGCAGAAAAUUACAGUAAAUGUAAAACAACACGACAGGGCUUAAAACGAACGUUAAGUGCAGGGAAAAUGUAACUCACCAUACCCAGAAACAACCUUUUUACCAGCGGCCUUUCCUAAAACUUGACAGCAAAUAUCCUUGGUUGCAGGCAUAAUGAUUUUUUCUCCCGUUUCUUGGCUUUGUACGAUGCUCCCAGUGCAUUCGCUUUUGUAGCCCCGUUUGCUAGCUUUUAGCCACAUAUUAUGCAGAAUGGACUUGGUUGUAGGCUCUUCUGGCUCAGCAGGUGGCCUUUUUCCCGUAAUAAAGCUGGCCAAAGAAAUGGCUGCCCACAGCACACAGCCAACAGUAGCGAACGUUACUGUAUACAUUGACUGAUGCUGGGUUGCUAUAGGUGUGCAAACACCCCAGUAAUGGCGGCCAACCUCUAGAGCGCUAUGUACGGAAACCUCUACUCUGAUUAAUCAAAAGAGUAGACUGGCAUAUUGAUGUGUCAGGAGGCACAGGCCAGAUUGUGGUUGUUAAAAAAAUUAUUAUUUCUCUGGGGGCCCGGAAGCAAAUGCGCCAUAGACCGGUACCGGUCCCCGGCCCGGUGGUUGGGGAUCACUGCUCUAGACUAUCCAACAACAUCAGUUUCCUGGUUAGCCCUGUAAUGACUCACAACGAGUCCAAGGCCUGCCCAAAGUCAGCUUACCUGCUAAAUUCUUAAGAUAACAAAAAUUACGAAUGUAAUUACAGCUCUACAAAUGCCGUAUGACUGCCAAAACUCUGGCGGUCAACAGGGUUGAAAUGGAACUGGGAUUGUCAUCCAGAGUAACAUAGCUCCCCUUAAAAAUAUAUAUAUAUAUGGCGGAAAAUACCCAGGUGUCUUGAAGUUCUGCUCUGAGGCCCCCAAUUUGGCCAAAUUUCAAAAUUGUCCUAUACUCAUGUGUGAUAUAUCAUUGGAAAGCUUAAAAUCUAAAUUUUCUGGGGGAAGAACAAUUUUGAACAGGAGGGCAUUUAAAAAAAAAAAAAAAAAAAAAAACAAUUUAAACAGGAAAACCCUAAAUGGAGGUGAGAGCAGGCGAGAGCAAAAUUAAAGACGCCAUGAUUUUAACGAGACAUUAUCGCGUACUUACCUCUUUUCGGUCCAAAAACUCCAUGUAGCAUGUAUCACCGAGUGUCAAGACACAGCUGUGAAUGGCAACGGCUGGAUUUAUGGGGGAUUUAAUGGGUGAAACAUGGUAAUAUAACAAGGGUCGCGAUGCAGAAAUGGCAGACAUCAAGGAGUGGUCGAAAUUUUCAUAUAUUGACCCUAUGAAACUUUUUUUUUCUCUCGCUCUCUCUCUUUGGAUCAAUUAUUUGUGAUCUAAAAAACUGGGGAAAAGGCGACUAACGAAAAAAUUACAAGUGAUAGUUAUGAGGUAGCUAUCUGAGACUAAUUUACAGACGCUAAUUUUUUCAUUGUCACGUAAUUUAAGUUUCAAUUAUGCGCGUGAAUAAUUUUUUGAAGUCAAUUUUUUUUUUUAAAUAUUAAACAUCAAUUAAUGAUUCUAAGCUAAAAAUUACAGACAUUUCGAAUAAUAAAUCAGAUUACUUGCCUUCCUUUUUUGGUUAGAUUGAAACAAAAGCGUUUGCGCGACAUCUGUAAACUGUCGUUUCCAGGGUAAAACCGGCAAAUUAAAAAUAGUUUGGCGGCUUUUUCAGCCUUGUCUGUGUUUUCCGCCAUAUAUAUGUGCUGGUUUUUAUACAAAAGAUAAGUAUCAAUUCUGUACGUUCAGAAUGUUGGACUUAAUUGACUUUAAAUGAAUAGCAUAAUUUUGGAACAAGGGGUGUUUUGUGAAAAUCAAAUUAGAAAACAAAUUCUAAUGAACUUAGUGGUAUAAUAUAUACAUUUUGUGUUCUCGAUCAUACAAAAAUACUUUUUAUAGACCACAGGUGUGAAACUCAAGGCUCACGGUCCAUAUCUGGCUCGUUACCUCAUUUUGUGCGGCCCGCAAAAACAAUGUGCAUUGACGUCAUGUUUCUUGAUGAAAUACAAUUGUUUUUUCCCCCAUAUUGUUGUCACUUUCAAAAUAGAUAUUACAAGCACUUUUGAUAAAAAAUACUUCUACAUUAUGUUUUUACUUGCAUCUGGUUUGGCAACCAGGUCCUGUUCAACUUGUUUUCGAAAUGUAAUCGUUUGAAUCGUACAUUUAUUAUGAGAGCGCAGCAGGGGUGAAAGCCGGAACUCCCUGACAAAAAGGUUGCAACGGAGCCAAAGGUCUUUUUUUUUUUUUUAUUAGGUGGGGUCCAAACCUGCCAAAAACCACAGAAAUGAAAAAAAAAAGAAAAAACAU
Molecule: messenger RNA, 11695 nt
Organism: Corythoichthys intestinalis (scribbled pipefish)
Lineage: Eukaryota; Metazoa; Chordata; Actinopteri; Syngnathiformes; Syngnathidae
Product: nucleosome-remodeling factor subunit BPTF-like
Exons: 35
Coding region: 240-8726 (2828 amino acids)
Biological process (GO): regulation of transcription by RNA polymerase II
Cellular component (GO): NURF complex
Molecular function (GO): RNA polymerase II cis-regulatory region sequence-specific DNA binding
Source: RefSeq, a predicted model, not a curated record